AAACCCUCUCAUGGUACCACAAAUUGAAUCACACCUCCGCUCUAUCAAAAACUUAACCUCUAUAACGGUAGAACAACAAUUAAAUCCAAUUGGUAGUUGGGAUGAUGAUUUUAAUGAUUUUAGUUGGGGUAAAAAAAGUAUUGAUAUGGUUAGUAAAUUUGAAGAAGAGGUUAAUCUAUUUCAGACUUAUUGGAAUAGUUCUAGGAUUUAUGGGAAGAAGGUUCGGUAA
Messenger RNA from Scutellospora calospora, 229 nucleotides. The record is from the annotation of a GenBank genome assembly. Lineage: Eukaryota; Fungi; Glomeromycota; Glomeromycetes; Diversisporales; Gigasporaceae.